Messenger RNA from Elgaria multicarinata webbii, 2076 nucleotides. Its product is annotated as vomeronasal type-2 receptor 26-like. Gene Ontology annotation, molecular function: G protein-coupled receptor activity. The transcript is spliced from 4 exons. NCBI's taxonomy places the organism in Eukaryota, Metazoa, Chordata, Lepidosauria, Squamata, Anguidae. The coding region runs from base 1 to 2076 and encodes 691 amino acids. Gene Ontology annotation, cellular component: plasma membrane. The record is from RefSeq and is a predicted model, not a curated record. Gene Ontology annotation, biological process: G protein-coupled receptor signaling pathway.
AUGGUCCCAAAUGAAGAACUUCAGUACCUGGGAAUAAUCCAGUUACUUCUCCAUUUUGGAUGGAAAUUCAUAGGUUUCAUCACAAUGGAUAACGAAGGUGGAGAGCACUUUUUGCAGACCUUGGAGGCACAGUUUUCUCAGAGUGGAAUCUGUUCAGCAUUCAGUGAAAUUAUUACAAAACAUAUUUUUGUUAUGAGCAUACAGGAUAUUUGGGAUCUCUAUCACAAUAAUCGCCCGUCUUUCAUGACAAGCAGAGCCAAUGUAGUCAUCAUAUACGGAGAAACAACAUCCAUUACAUGGCUGACGGGUUUUCUGUUGAUAAGAAUGUUGACUUCUGAAGUAAGUGCUGAAUAUGAGGAGAUGAGAACUUUUGGGAAAGUCUGGAUUAUGACAGCUCAAAUAGAUGUCACAUUAACUACCUUCCACAGGGGGUUUGAUAUGCAGAUGCUUCACGGUGCUCUCACCUUCACAAUUCACUCAAAGAAAGUUGAAGGCUUUCAAGAAUUUAUUCAGACCAUCCACCCUUCAGCAGCAGAAGGAAAUGGUUUUAUCAAAGAUUUCUGGGAGCAAGUAUUUGACUGUUCCUUUCUAAAUUCUGUGGUCCAAACAGAAUUAAUGGAAUCCUGUACUGGGAAUGAGCGUCUGGAAAGUGCACUUGCACCCAUUUUUGAAAUGAGCAUGACUGGCCACAGCUACAGCAUCUAUAAUGCUGUUUAUGCUCUGGUGCAUGCUUUUCAGACCAUACACAUACUGAGGUCCAAUACCAGAGGAAUGAAAGACGUGGACAGAAUGUCCCCUCAUGCUGUGGAACCUUGGAAGCUUCGCUCUUUUUUCCAGAGGAUCUCAUUCAACAACAGUGCUGGAGAUGAAGUCACCUUCAAUGAAUGUGGAGAAUUAGUAGCUGGAUUUGAUAUUUCUAAUUUGGUCACUUUCCCAAAUAACUCCUACAUCAGAGACAAAGUGGGAAGGCUGGAUCCACAGGUUCCUCAUGGUGCCACUUUAACCAUUAAUGAAGAGAGUAUCCAGUGGCAUAAAGUCUUCAUUCAGGCACCUCCUGUCUCCCUCUGUAAUGACAAGUGCCAUCCUGGAGACAGCAAGAAAAAGAAGGAGGGGGAGACAUUUUGCUGCUACAAUUGUGAAUCAUGUCCAGAAGGGAAGGUCGCAAACAAGGAAGAUAUGGAUUAUUGCAUUAGCUGCCCAGAAGAUCAAUAUCCAAACAAGUUCAGAGUUCAUUGCAUUCCCAAGGUUCUAAAUUUCCUUUCUUUUGAAGAACCUCUGGGCACCAGUUUAUGUUUCUUGGCUCUUUUUCUUUCUCUGGUCACAGCUUCAGUGCUUGGAAUAUUCAUUAAACAAUGCGACACUCCAAUUGUCAAAGCCAAUAACAGGAGCCUCACCUACAUUCUCCUCAUCUCUCUCCUUCUGUCUUUCCUCUGUGCUUUGCUCUUCAUUGGGAAGCCCAAUGAGGUGACUUGCCUCCUUCGACAAACUGCAUUUGGAAUCAUCUUCUCCAUUGCUGUAUCUUCUGUUUUGGCCAAAACCAUUACAGUGGUUGUGGUUUUCAUGGCCUCCAAGCCAGGAAACAUUUUUCAAAAAUGGAUAGGGAAAAGAUUAGCACAUUCUAUUGUUGUAUUCUGCUCCCUGGUUCAAGUGGGUAUAUGUUUAGUUUGGAUGAGCACUUCUCCUCCAUUCCCAGAUUUGGACAUGCACUCAGUGUACGGCAAAAUUAUCGUAGCAUGUAGUGAAGGCUCUGUUAUCAUGUUUUAUUGCGUUCUGGGCUAUAUGGGCUUCUUGGCCAUUGACAGCUUCACUGUGGCAUUCCUAGCCAGAAAGUUACCAGACACUUUCAAUGAAGCCAAGUUUAUCACCUUCAGUAUGUUGGUAUUCUGCAGUGUUUGGCUGUCCUUUGUUCCAACUUACCUGAGCACAAGUGGAAAAUACAUGGUGGCCGUGGAGAUCUUCUCCAUCUUGGCUUCCAGUGCUGGCUUGCUGGGCUGCAUCUUUUUCCCCAAGUGCUACAUCAUUGUCAUGAGGCCCGAUUUGAAUAAAAAGGACCAGCUAAGCAGAAGGAAGCAUUAA